CGCUGCUCGCUCUCGCCAAUUGAUACUUAGAUUUGUCUCAGCAUCGCGGCUCUGAACUUGCGAGCGUCCGUCUCCGUCUCUCUAGCUACCAGUGCCCUUUAGGUGUUAGAUUUGGUUUCCUUUUUCUAGCGUGUUGCUGUUGCGUUCGAGGGGAGUUUUCUAGUGAGCGUCGCCAUGGCUGGUAAGGGCGAAGGUCCUGCUAUCGGCAUUGACUUGGGCACUACCUACAGUUGCGUGGGAGUAUGGCAGCAUGAUCGCGUUGAGAUUAUUGCCAACGACCAGGGUAACAGGACUACCCCGAGUUAUGUUGCAUUCACGGAUACCGAGCGACUUAUCGGAGAUGCCGCCAAGAAUCAGGUGGCCAUGAAUCCCACCAACACCGUCUUUGAUGCCAAGAGGUUGAUCGGAAGGCGGUUUAGCGAUGCGUCUGUACAAAGUGACAUGAAGUUGUGGCCUUUCAAGGUUACACCCGGGGCAGCCGACAAGCCCAUGAUUAGCGUGCAGUACAAGGGCGAAGAGAAGACCUUCGCUGCAGAGGAGAUAUCCUCCAUGGUUCUGAUUAAGAUGAAGGAAAUUGCCGAGGCCUACCUCGGUUCGACAAUUAAGAAUGCCGUGGUCACUGUUCCCGCGUACUUCAACGACUCUCAGAGGCAGGCCACCAAGGACGCCGGAGUGAUUGCUGGGUUGAAUGUGCUGCGUAUCAUCAAUGAGCCAACCGCUGCCGCUAUUGCGUACGGUUUGGACAAGAAAGCGUCAUCCGUGGGGGAGAAAAACGUGUUGAUCUUCGAUCUCGGAGGCGGUACCUUUGAUGUGUCCCUUUUGACCAUCGAAGAAGGUAUUUUUGAGGUAAAGGCCACUGCCGGAGAUACUCACCUGGGAGGAGAGGACUUCGAUAACAGGAUGGUGAACCACUUCGUCCAGGAAUUCAAGCGUAAAUACAAGAAGGAUAUUAGCAGCAACCCCCGUGCGCUGAGGAGACUGAGAACCGCUGCUGAGAGGGCGAAGAGGACCCUCUCCUCAACUGCCCAGACCACGAUCGAGAUCGACUCUUUGUACGAGGGCGUGGACUUCUACUCUACCAUCACUCGUGCCAGAUUCGAGGAGUUGAACAUGGACAUGUUCAGGAAGUGCAUGGAGCCAGUGGAGAAGUGCCUCAGGGAUGCUAAGAUGGACAAGUCAUCCAUCCACGAUGUGGUGUUGGUCGGAGGAUCGACCCGUAUCCCCAAGGUGCAGCAAUUGUUGCAAGACUUCUUCAACGGCAAGGAAUUGUGCAAGUCCAUCAACCCCGACGAGGCGGUGGCGUAUGGAGCGGCGGUGCAGGCUGCCAUAUUGUCUGGAGAGGGUAACGAGAAGGUCCAGGAUCUAUUGCUCCUGGAUGUCACUCCUCUGUCUUUGGGUCUGGAGACCGCAGGAGGGGUGAUGACGGUAUUGAUUCCCAGGAAUACGACGAUCCCGACGAAGAAGGAGCAGGUGUUCUCUACCUACUCUGACAACCAGCCCGGAGUGUUGAUCCAAGUGUACGAAGGAGAGAGGGCAAGAACGAGGGACAACAACUUGCUAGGAAAGUUUGAAUUGUCCGGAAUCCCCCCGGCUCCCCGUGGUGUGCCCCAGAUCACAGUGUGCUUCGAUAUCGAUGCAAACGGUAUCUUGAACGUGUCGGCUGAGGACAAGACUACCGGGCAGAAGAAUAAGAUCACCAUCACCAACGACAAGGGCCGUCUGUCGAAGGACGAAAUCGAGAAGAUGGUCCAGGAAGCCGAGAAGUACAAGUCUGAGGACGAGGACCACAAGAAGAAGAUCGAGGCAAAGAAUAGCCUUGAGAACUACGCCUAUAACAUGAGGAACACAAUCAGGGACGACAAGAUUGCAGCCAACUUGGAUGCCGCUGACAAGAAAAAGAUUGAGGACGCAGUCGAGGCUGCCAUCCAAUGGUUGGACCACAAUCAAUUGGCAGAGAGCGACGAAUUCGAGGACAAGAUGAAGGAGUUGGAGAGCGUUUGCAACCCCAUCAUCGCGCGCAUGUACCAGGGAGGUGCAGGAGGUGCCGCGGGUGGUGCCCCCUCGUACGGAGGAGAUGAUGAUGCUGCUCCGUCUGGUGCCGGCCCCAAGAUUGAGGAGGUCGACUAAUUUAUAGAUUGAUUUUUGCACUAUUGUGGUGCUUCUAUUUGGUUGAGCUGUUUAAUUCUUUUGCAGUGAAGCUGUUAGAAGGGAUAGCCACCCCAUUUUUUUUUUUCUUUUUUUUUUCUUUUUUUUCUUUUUCCCCUUUUUCCCUUUAGACGGCGCUAAAUUCAGAAAUUCUUGAGGAAUUCAGCCACUUUCAAGGUUGUACGUUAACUGCCGAAGGAAAUAUACUGCGCUCGAUUCUUGUAAU
Molecule: messenger RNA, 2371 nt
Organism: Physcomitrium patens
Lineage: Eukaryota; Viridiplantae; Streptophyta; Bryopsida; Funariales; Funariaceae
Product: heat shock 70 kDa protein 1
Molecular function (GO): ATP binding; ATP-dependent protein folding chaperone
Source: RefSeq, a predicted model, not a curated record